AUGGCGAACAACCAGCAAAAGUACCGCCUACUGAGACACAACUCGCUCGAGCACGAAAGCGACGAUCAAACAAGACAGUCUGGAAAUUCGGCAGGACCAAGAAGCACAUUGAUCAUACUCUCGAUUGUCCUCGCCGUCUCCCUUUGCGUCAAUGGGCUCUUCAUGAUCUAUACUUAUGCAUACCGGGGAAAAGAUACCCAGCACUGCGACGGCAGAUCUUAUUAUGCCGGCCUGGAAAGGGAUACUCCCAUUCCAAUAUACCCGUCUACUGAGUUUGUUUCUGAUGACAACAAUAUAACCGAGGUAGCCCAGUUAUGGGAAGAGCUUAGCGGCGAUCCAGGGGUCGUUGCCCUUCCUCAGGAAUUCGUGUCAAAAAAUGGUCUUCCUCAUGCCAUGCGCUUUCCGUGGGACACUGACAAAGGCGUAUACCUGCUACAAGGUUUCCACAACCUACACUGUCUCCGAACCCUUUUCCGAUAUGUCUGGGCCGCCGAACGCGGACUGCCGCAGCGCAUCGCCUUUAUCCAUAUUCAGCAUUGCCUUGACCAGCUACGCCAGGACGUUAUCUGUAAUGCCGAUGACACGCCACGGUAUGCAGGCUUUCAAGAUCCACCGGGAACAGGCGCAGGGCAGAUUCGGAUGUGCCGGAAUUGGGCGAAAUUAGAACAAUGGGCAUUGGAGAGAACUGCCUGCUUUAAGCAUGAAGACGAAGUGCCCGGGAGGAUGGUGGAUCGCUUCAAGUUCUGUCCUGAUGGGAGAGUUCUGUGGCCAACUGAAGACACUCGCCGCUAG
This is a messenger RNA of Talaromyces stipitatus ATCC 10500, 792 nucleotides long. RefSeq lists its product as uncharacterized. Bases 1 to 792 code for a protein of 263 amino acids. Gene Ontology annotation, biological process: mycotoxin biosynthetic process. Lineage: Eukaryota; Fungi; Ascomycota; Eurotiomycetes; Eurotiales; Trichocomaceae. The transcript is spliced from 3 exons. The record is from RefSeq and is a predicted model, not a curated record.